This is a messenger RNA of Salvia hispanica, 731 nucleotides long. RefSeq names its product ovate family protein 17 (gene OFP17). The record is from RefSeq and is a predicted model, not a curated record. Gene Ontology annotation, biological process: negative regulation of DNA-templated transcription. NCBI's taxonomy places the organism in Eukaryota, Viridiplantae, Streptophyta, Magnoliopsida, Lamiales, Lamiaceae.
UCCACAUUUGAUCCCUUUCCCUUUAAAUAUAUACACACACACACCAUAUCAAAAUGCAUAAACAUUCAAUCAACUCUAAUUUUCACCGCACAAUUCCUCUUUUCAUCGCCAAAAAAUGAAAUCAAAAUAUCUAAAUCUAGCCUCACUGAUCAAACGCAAGCUUCUCAAACCAUGCAAAAAAGUAGUGAAAUUCCUGGUGAAGCUCCGCCCUAGGAAGCCGCUCUCCAUCAAAUCCCUCCGCCGCCGCCGCAUGAUGACGGUUUUCCGAUCGCCGCGCGACGAGAGGGAGAUGGACCGGGUGACGGAGCUCACGAGCUUCUCCGACGCCGCGCCGCACCAGAGAGCGCCGUUUCCGUCGCCGCUCACUCCGGCGUACGUAAAAUUGAGCGGCGAGGAAGACGAUCGCGUGGAAGAGGCGUGCAGAAGCUUCGAGAAGUAUCUGGUGGAGAUGAUCGUGGAAGAGGGGAAAGUGAGGGAUUUGGGUGACGUGGAGGAGCUGCUCUACUGCUGGAAGGAGCUAAGGUCGCCGGUUUUCAUUGAUUUGGUGUGCCGCUUUUAUAGGGAGCUUUGUACAGAUCUGUUUUCCGAUCAAACCUAGAAUUCGUUUCAUUUUCUCGGUUUUAAUUUUAAAUUGUAUGUAUAUCAUUUUUGGUGAUGCUUAUAGUUGUAUUGCACUUGCACUUUUCAUGUAUGAUUUAUAAUAGAUCAAUACAUGAUCCUAACUAAAUUCA